UGCGUUAGCUCCACGUGAAUUUUCACUACUUAAGCUCCUCAGAUCGAUCCUCUUGAUUCAUUCCGCUACACAGGAAGCAAGGAAAACCCACUGUUCUCUCUACUGAAGCUACAAGGACAUCAUCAUCAUACAAUGUCAAAACCCUCGUCCCACGCUGAAGAUUUAUAUCUCUCAUCCUCCACGGAGGAAGAUUCGUCGGCACCGCCGCCGCCACCGCCGAAGGUUGACGUGAUCGACAAAAGAAAAAAUCCAAGCCGCCGACAUCGACGAGCUCGAGCAAGAGGUCAAAACGUUCGUCCCAUACCGAUUCGUAUCUCUCAUCCUCCACUGAGGAAGAUUUGCCAGCACCGCCACCGCUACCACCGAAGGCUGACGCGGUCGAAAAAGAAAAAAUCCAAGCCAUCGACAUCGUCAGCAAGCUCGAGCAAGAGGGUCAGAAUAGCUCCUGUGAAGCCGCGGCACGGCACUGCAGCGGAACUAUUCGGUGCCGAUAGCGAUGACGAGGGAUUAGAAGCGAACCAACCUGCAGGGGAGGUGGGAUCACGUAACCGUCCGUUAUCCAGAACUAUUUUAAUGAAAUGUGACAAAUGUCAAAUUAAAUUGCCUAAGAAUGAAUACAAUGCCCAUUUGAGAACUAAUUUACAUAAAUCGAAUUGCAUAUUGAAAACUGAUUUGAAUAAUAUUGAAAUUAUAGCAACAGCCUUUAAAAACAGAAUAGUCACCUAUCGUCUGAAUGCAACACAAAAUGAAUACGUAACUCCUGAGACGUUUUUGUGUGAUAUCAAAAGUAACAUUAUGAAAGUUGUAGAAAUGUCAUUACGGGAACAUAAAAGUAUCAAAAUAAACUAUGAGCUUUUCGUUUACUUUACAUUACCUCAUUCAGGCAAACAACAGUUAAAGUCAUUCAAUACAAAAUAUGAUGUUAUUUAUGAAAACACAAAUAUCAAUGAACUGUUUGAAAAUACGAUUGAACAUUUAAAAAAUAAAGUUAUAGAAUUUGAGCACCGUGAAUCAGGCUGGUCUUUUGUCGCAAUAAGUCAUUUAGAAGUUAACGUAAACAAGUAUUGUCCGAUGCGAGGAGGUACUUACAUACCUUUACCCCCAAGUGUCAAAAAUACUAAAAGCUGCAUUAAUAUUCAAAACAACGAUAAUUGUUGCUUUUUAUGGAGUAUACUGGCUGGUCUAUAUCCUGCAAAGAAUAAUGUGUGUCGAACUAAAUCAUACCCGCACUAUUCAGAUGUUUUAAAUAUCGAUGGAAUGUCAUUCCCAUUAUCAGUCAGCGAUAUACAGUUAUUUGAAAAAAAUAACCCUGAUAUAAGCAUUUGUAUAUAUGGAUUGGAUAAUAAGUAUGCAGUAACAGGUCCUCUAUAUAGAUCCAAAUCAAAGAAAAAUAAUCAUUUUAAUCUAUUAUAUAUUGAAGUCGUUGGUAAAGGACAUUACUGUUUAAUUAAAGACCUGGUACGAUUAGUUAGAAGACAAGUAACUUUACAUAGAGGCCACAUGCAUUUCUGUGACUCAUGUUUGCAAUUUUUUAAAAGCGAUAAUAAAUUUAAAACACACCAUUGUUCCGAAAUUGUAACAGUUUUACCUAAUGAAAAUACUGUCAUUCAAUUUAAGAACUUCGAACGUAAACAAAAAAUCAAUUUUAUUAUAUACGCUGAUUUUGAAAGUAUGUUAAUUAAUUGUAAUUCAGACAGUAGUAAAAAUACGCAAAACCUAAAAAAGCAUGUCCCGACAUGUUUCGGUUAUUACAUAUGCUGCUCGCACGAUGCAAGUUUGAAUAAAUAUGUUUCUUACAGAGGUGAAGAUUGUGUAAAAGUUUUUGUUGAAUGGUUAAUAAACGAUAUUCAUGAAAUUCACAACAUACUAAUUAAAAAUAAUCCUAUGAAUCCAUUAACAUAUAAAGAAAAGUGUAAUUAUGAGAAUGCUACACACUGUCAUAUUUGUAAGCAGUUUUUAUUUGGUGACAAAGUCCGUGAUCACGAUCACAUUACAUCAGAGUACAGAGGUGCAGCUCAUUCACUUUGCAAUUUGAAAUACAGAAUCUGUUCCUUUAUACCAGUUGUCUUACAUAAUUUGACGGGGUAUGAUAGUCAUUUAUUUAUAGAAGAACUUGCAAAGUACCCCGGGUCUAUCAAAAUAAUGCCACAGUCCAAGGAAAAAUAUUCAAGCAUAACAAAAACUAUAUAUUCUACUAACAAAUCGAGCGCCAAACCAAUUGAAAUAAAGUUUAUCGAUUCUUUUCAAUUUCUUAGUUCCAGUUUAUUUGAGUUAACCAAAAGUUUGAAUAAAGAGGAUUUUGUUAACUUGUCUAAAGAAUUUACUGAUACCCACCACUUUCAGUUAUUAACACGUAAAGGUGUUUAUCCCUAUGAUUACAUUGAUUCCUGGUUGAAAUAUGAAGACAAUAAACUACCGACAAAAGAAAUGUUUUAUAAUACUCUAAAAUCUAAACACAUCUCAGAUAUUGAUUAUAAUCAUGCCGAAACUGUGUGGUCAGCUUUUAAUAUAAUGACUUUAGGGGAAUAUACUGAUUUAUACUUAAAAUGUGACGUCUUGUUGUUAAGCGAUGUGUUUGAACAUUUUAGAAAUACAAGUUUGAAGCAUUAUAAUCUAGACCCAGCCUAUUAUGUAUCUGCACCUAAUUUAAGUUGGGAUGCUAUGCUUUUGUUUACAGACGUAAAAUUACAGUUAAUACACGACUUAGAAGUAUAUCAGAUGAUAGAAAGAGGGAUACGUGGUGGAUUAGCCCAGUGUUCUCUUCGGAAUUCAAAAGCAAACAAUAAAUACACCCCUGAUUUUGAUACUUCUAGACCCACCUCAUAUUUGAUGUAUCUGGAUUGUAACAAUCUCUAUGGUUAUGCUAUGAGACAAAAAUUACCUGUAUCAGACUUUGAGUUUUUAACUUUAGAUCGGGUUAGAAAUUUUGACAUACUGACUAUACCAGAAAACGGUGAACAUGGAUACAUUUUAGAAGUUGACAUGAGUUAUCCUGAUCAUUUACACGAUCUGCAUGCCGAUUUGCCUUUUGCACCUGAAAGGUUUGUUCCCCCAGGUGGGAAGUCAGAAAAGUUAAUUGCAAAUUUAUAUGACAAAUACAACUAUAUCAUUCAUUUCGUACAUUUGAAGGAAUGUUUAAAGAACGGGUUAGUGUUACAGAAAAUACAUCGCAUUCUACGUUUUAGACAGUCUAACUUCUUACAAAAAUAUAUUGAUCUAAAUACUCGAUUACGACAAGAAGCUUCUACUUCAUUUGAAAAAGACUUUUUUAAACUAUUAAAUAAUGCUAUAUUUGGAAAAACAAUUGAAAAUAAGCGAAAACAUUUACAUGUUCAAUUAGCAAUAAAAUGGAAAGACAAUGACAAUAAAACAAACAAACACUUAGGUGCAGAAAAAAUAUUAUUAAAACCUAAUGUAAAGAAUGUAUCCAUAUUUAAUGAAAACUUUGUGGCUGUUCAAUUAAGUCCUGAAAAAAUUUGUUUAGACCGCCCGAUUUAUAUUGGAUUUACAGUUUUAGAAUUGGCAAAAACACAUUUAUAUCAAUUUCAUUAUAAUUUCAUUAAAAAAACGUACAAAGAAAACGUGAAACUCUGUUAUACUGAUACUGAUAGCCUUCUUUAUAACAUUAUUACUGAUGACUUUUACAAUGAUCUAAAUAAAAACAUAUCAAAAUAUGAUACUAGUAAUUAUGACCACAAUAACCCUUAUGGUAUACCUAAACUAAAUGCUAAAGUACCUGGUUUAUUUAAAGAUGAAUUUGGUGGUACGGUAAUUACUGAAUUUAUUGGAUUAAGAGCAAAACUGUACUGUUUAAAAAAUGUAAAGAAGACAAUAACGAAAGCAAAAGGUGUCACAAAACCUAUAACGAAUAAAUUAAGAAUUAAACAUUUUGACAAAGUUUUGCAAACAAAAAAAGUGUAUACCCAUAAUAUGAAUAUGAUUCGAUCAAUCAAACAUGUUUUAUAUUCACAGCAAGUUGAUAAAGUAGUUUUAAACUGCAACGAUGAUAAAAGGCAGAUAUUGCCUGACAAUAUACAAACAUUACCAUGGGGGCACUGUAAGACUAUAUUUUAAAUUAUAUAAUAAUGUGAUACUAAAAUUUGUUUUUGUUUGUUUUUUUUUGUACCUAUCUGUAAUAAUCUCCAGAAAUUUAAUAAAUUUAUUUACUCUGUUAAUCAAUUGUUUUAUUUAUGUUAAGACAUAUCCUAUAAAAAGCGUUGAGAUAUCAUAUUUUUUUCAUAAUAACAAUGAAAUUCAUUAAGCAUACCCAAACUCUGGAAGUAAAUAAUAUAAUCGUUGAAAAUGACGUGCAUAAAAAUACAAGACAUAGUACAUUAUUACCUAAUACAAUCCGCUGUAUAAUAUGUGGACCUUCAAACUGUGGUAAAACUAAUGUAAUAUUAAAUUUAUUAUUACAUGAAAAUGGUCUAAAGUUUAAAAAUAUCUAUUUGUAUUCAAAGACCGCUUUUCAGCCAAAAUAUCGCUACCUCCAACUAAUUAUGGAGAAAAUUCCAGAUGCUAACUUUUUAAUAUUUAAUGACAAUAAAGACGUUAUCCAUCCAAAUGAUGCUAUGACCAAUUCAAUCAUGAUUUUCGAUGAUGUUGUAUGUGAAAAUCAAGUGAACAUUAGGAAUUACUUUGCUAUGGGAAGACAUCGACAAAUUGAUUGUUUUUAUUUAUCGCAAACUUACUCCAAAAUUCCGAAGCAACUGUUAAGAGACAAUGUGAAUCUCUUAAUUGUUUUUAAACAAGAUGAUACUAACUUAAAACAUAUAUACAAUGAACAUGUAAACACCGAUAUGGAUUGGAUAAAAUUUAAAGAACUUUGUUCAAUUAUAUGGGAUGAUUGUUUUAGCUUUUUAUUAAUUAAUAAAGAUUGUACACUAGAUAAAGGACGAUAUAGACAGGGGUUUGAUACAUUUAUUUACUUUUAAAUUUCCCAUUAUUUAAUGUUUUAAAUGUUGACGAAGGCUCACUUGAAACUGAGUGCUCGUAUUAAAAGGUUGGUGUCAAGACUGCUGAAAUGGAUACACAUUUAAAAGAUCAACUUAUCAAAGCAGUAGAUAACAUAAAAAACAAAAUAAAGAAGAUAAAUAAUGAAGAACAUGAAAAUAAUAUUAAUUUAAAAAAAGUUUUUAAACCUAUUACUGAACCAUUAGAAAACCUCGUUAUGCAAAGUUCUUUUGUUAAACCAGCUAUUAACAUGACUACAAGUACAGAUACGAGUGACAAAUCUCAGAAUUUAAAUGAUUCUAUAGGAUACAAAAAUUUCAAAGAGAUAAUUGCUCCUGAUCAGCAUUCAGAAUAUUAUGAAUACUCUAAUGUUAGUAAUAAAACUUCUCAAGAACAAAAUAAUGAUACACUUCUAUCUCUAAAAAAAGAAGACAUGAUUGAUUUAUAUGAGGACAUCAAUAUACCAUUCGGGAUUCGUAGCACGAAUAAAAAGUUGAUGAUGGGUAAUUCUGAUGUAUACUUGUCUUUGGUAAAUAAGACUUCCGAUACUGAAAAACAAUAUGUUAUUACUAUAGACAACAAAAAAUUUGAAUUAACCGCAGGGUUGAAAGAACUAUUGAUGCGAAACAAACCCAAUCUCAGUCUUGUUACUGAAAAAGAUAAAACUGAAUACAAAGAAAUGUUAACCCGUACAAACGCACAUAAACGAGAUUUUGAUC
This is a messenger RNA of Leguminivora glycinivorella, 5672 nucleotides long. RefSeq lists its product as uncharacterized. The record is from RefSeq and is a predicted model, not a curated record. The transcript has 4 exons. Lineage: Eukaryota; Metazoa; Arthropoda; Insecta; Lepidoptera; Tortricidae. The coding region runs from base 133 to 4074 and encodes 1313 amino acids.